Molecule: messenger RNA, 1113 nt
Organism: Blepharisma stoltei
Lineage: Eukaryota; Ciliophora; Heterotrichea; Heterotrichida; Blepharismidae
Source: the annotation of a GenBank genome assembly
AUGGACGGUGUCACAUGCACAUCCUGCAGAGUGAUACUCACUUCCCAAGACGAACAAAGAGAACACUACAAAUCCGAUUUCCACCAAUACAACUUGAAAAGAAAACUAGUUAAGCUUGACCCUGUUUCUCUCGAGAUCUUCACUGCAAAAAAAGCAGAAGCUGAAAAAAUAUCCACAGAAGUUCAUUUCCAAUGCAUUUGCGCAUGCUGUCAGAAACAAUUCAAUACAGCCAAAGCUUAUCAGAAGCAUAUAGAAGCAAAAAGAAAAAGAGAAAGUAUGAGUGAGUCUCAGGCCGAAUACAACCCUUUGCUGGCUUGCUUAUUUUGUGGUGUCUCAAGCUCAAACUUGGACAAUAACUUAAAACAUAUGAUGCAAGAGCAUGGGUUUUUCAUUCCUGACGUUUUAUAUGUGAACAAUGUGGAAGCUAUGAUGGCUUAUUUACAAAAAAAGGUCAGAGAAGGCAUGAUUUGUCUAUACUGCAAUAACAAGGGGGUGAAUUUUAACAGCCCUCAAGCAGUUCAACAGCAUAUGAGGGAUAAGCAGCACUGCUUUAUAAACACAGAGGAUGAUGAAGAAGAAUAUGAAGAAUUUUAUAAUUGGGCAAACAGUGAUGAAGAAGGAGAAGAGGAAGAAAAAGAGUCUGGAAACACUAUGCUGCUGCAUAGAAAUAGAAUCACUGCUGAAAUAACUAGCACUGGAGAAUUGAGGCUUGAAAAUGGGAAAAUUCUUGGAACUAAAGAAUUUGCAAGAUACUAUAAGCUAUCCUUAAUUUAUGAUCAGAAUUCUGGUAGGUAUAAGACUUGCUCGCCACUUGCUCCAUCUCAGCCUUCACUUUUUAUGCUCCAGCAUCUUCUUGACCCUCUGCAGGAUGCCCGUGGUCAAGUGCUGUGGCAGGAUGCUAUAAAACAGUACUACAGGCCAAGACCUCAAUAUCAGCAGCAGCUCAAAGCAGUACUUGCAGAGGAAUACAAGUCUUUAGCGAUUUGCACAUCAUGGCCUCAGGCUCCAAAAGACAGAGUUCAACAAGCCAAAGAUACGCUAGCAGUCGAUCUCAGACAAGGGAUGAAAAACAACCACUUAAUGAAGCAUUUCAGGUCACAAAAUCCGCUUUAA